UUCAGUCAGUACGUCCCGCGCGUCACUCGGGUUUCAAUCCGUCUCUUGAAAUCCAGUCGUUCGUCAUCGAAGCUCGCGAAUCGACUAGACUGUCUCAAAUCUAGUUCUGAGCUCUUAUCACUGGCAACGGCGAGUUGACACCUUUACACGAUCUGAGGAGAUUACCACUUCCUGCUAACUUUCUUUCUCUCCGGUGGCAGAAUGACGGAAGAUCAGACACACUACAAAUUAAUAUACUUCAAUGCUCGAGGCAGGGCUGAACACAUUCGUUAUAUAUUCGCUUACGCCGGUAUCGAUUACAUCGAUGAAAGAAUUCCCAAAGAACGCUGGCCGGAAAUUAAGAAAACUAUGCCUUAUGGAAUGCUACCAGUGCUGGAAGUCGACGGAAAACUGAUAUCGCAAAGUAAUGCGGUAGCCCGGUAUUUGUCACGCAAACAUGGACUCACUGGCAAAGAUGAGUGGGAGGCUAUGUUGUGCGAUGUACUCGUCGACACCCUCGGGGAUCUUAAACAGGAGCUAUUCCAAUACAGGACGGAGGAAGACAUGUUUAAGAAAGAAGACAAAAAAGUGAAGCUGAUGAAAGAAACUAUUCCUUUUUACCUAAACAAAUUCGAGAAAACAAUUGCCGAAAAUAAUGGAUUCGCUGUGGGCUCAAAUACUACCUGGACAGACUUCGUAUUCGCAGUGGCUCUUGAAAAUUUCGAACACAUUUUUGGAAGUUCAGCCCUAGAAAACUACCCGGCGCUUCGCACUUUGAAACAGCGUGUUCACGAGAUACCUGCAAUUAUGACCUGGCUAGCGAAAAGACCUCAGACGGAAUUCUAAAUUAACUAAAAAAAAUUACUGAAAAAAGAGGUCACCUCAUGAAAUUUCAAGUUCAAAUUUAAUCGACUAGAAAAUGUCGAUUGAUUGUUAUAAAAUAAAAAAAAAAAAUAAUGCAUAUCUGUGAGCGCUUACAGACGAGUUUGCUGGAUUGAAGAGUCUCGAUAAAAAAAAAAAGGACCGGCUUAAGGGACUAAAAAAUGAGCCGCAUCGAAAAACGUGAUUCAUAUUAUAUAUAUAAAUAACUAAUUAAACGUAAUAGUCCAUUUUUUCAACAUCUGAGAUUCAAAAAUCAGAAAAUAUGCAAUCCAUCAAUUGAGUCAACACUCGAUAUACAUUAAAAUAUUCUUCAUUAAUUGAAAAAUAAAGAAAAUAUAUCGAAAACGAAUCAUCACUGAAACUAUUUCAACUCGUCUAAAUAUUGAAAUAUAUAAAAAAAAGUGUGUAAAUCUAUUUAUUCUGUUUAUUAAAUUAUUUUGAGAUU
Molecule: messenger RNA, 1306 nt
Organism: Belonocnema kinseyi
Lineage: Eukaryota; Metazoa; Arthropoda; Insecta; Hymenoptera; Cynipidae
Product: glutathione S-transferase-like
Exons: 5
Coding region: 202-825 (207 amino acids)
Biological process (GO): glutathione metabolic process
Molecular function (GO): glutathione transferase activity
Source: RefSeq, a predicted model, not a curated record